AUGGCACCCGGCCUCGUGGAGACCGCAACCGAGGUCACUCAAGCGGCCACCAAAAACCUGAAGGCCACUCUCAAGCCUACCGGUAACAUCCACAACUAUGUGCCUGGCCGCACCACCGUCAAGCAGCACGACGAGACGUACAAGUACGAAGAUCUCCGACCCCGCUUCCCCGAUAUCACUUGGCCAGCCCUUACCCCUGUCGAAUACCACGACAAGGGCCUGCUCGGUGAUGCCAACUUCAAGAACCUUCUCUCUUCCGCGACAGACGUCUUCGACUACAACCCCAAAGUCGGGACUGAGAUUCACGGCGUUGAUCUUGCCAACCUCACCGAUCUACAGAAGAACGACCUCGCGCGUUUGAUUGCUACCAGAGGCGUGGUAUUUUUUAGGGACCAGAAGAACUUUGGCAUCGACGAGCAGCGGGCACUGGGCAAGUACUUUGGCGAGCUUCACAGUCAUGCUACAACGGCGAUGCCCAGGAGGGAGGGCCUCGAGGACGUUCACGUUGUGUUCACGGGGGAGAAUUCACCAGAUCUGAGGGCUCUCUUUACACCUACUUUCCUAUGGCACUCGGAUGUCACAUACGAAGAGCAGCCCCCCUCCUACACCUCGCUCAAAGUCCUCAGCGGUCCGCCCCGCGGCGGCGGAGGCGACACCCUCUGGUCUUCCCAGUAUGCCGCUUACGACAUGCUUUCGCCCUACAUGCAAAAGUACCUUGAGUCUCUGACCGCCGUUCACUCAGCGGAUCUCCAAGCCCAGGGCACGCGUGAGCUCGGCCGGACCGUUCGCCGCGAGCCUGUCACUACUGCUCACCCUCUAGUUCGCACAAACCCGGUCACAGGCUGGAAGUCUCUCUUUUUCAACCCAGGCUUCGUCACCAAGAUCGUGGGCGUGCCGAAGACUGAGAGCGACGCUAUCAUUGCGCUUCUCAACGAGAUUGUAGCGACUAGCCCUGAGGUGCAGGUCCGCUUCCAAUGGAAUGAGGGCGACGUCGCAUUUUGGGAUAACCGUGUUUGCAACCACUCCGCGAGCUACGGCUUCGCUCCUCACCGGAGACACGCUGUCCGCGUAUGCUGCCGCGCGGAGCGUCCCUACCUUGAUCCGGAGAGCAAGAGCCAGGAGGACGACCUUUCGGAGAAGCACGGGAUCCCGAAGGCGAACAAGGACGGCUCAGGGAUCGUGAAUUACAAUGACUGA
Paraphaeosphaeria sporulosa is the source of this 1197-nucleotide messenger RNA. Its product is annotated as alpha-ketoglutarate-dependent taurine dioxygenase. The transcript has 3 exons. Bases 1 to 1197 code for a protein of 398 amino acids. NCBI's taxonomy places the organism in Eukaryota, Fungi, Ascomycota, Dothideomycetes, Pleosporales, Didymosphaeriaceae. Gene Ontology annotation, cellular component: cytoplasm. Gene Ontology annotation, molecular function: 2-oxoglutarate-dependent dioxygenase activity. The record is from RefSeq and is a predicted model, not a curated record.